CCGCGCUCCCCUCAGGGCUCGGCUCCCCUCACGGCCCGGCUGCCCUCACGGCCCCGCUCCCCUCACGGCCGCGCUCCCCUCGCGGCCCCGCUGCCCUCACGGUGCUCCCGGCCCUGCCGGCGCUGUCCGGAGCGGUACCGGGCCGCUGUUUGUCACCUUCUGGGUGCCCCCGCGGCUUCUCGGUGCUCGAGUGCGGCCUUUUGGAGCCGUUUUCAGCACCGCUGCCGCAUUAAAAGUCGAUUUAAUUAACCCCUCAAGGCCUGUAAAUUGCAUGUUUUCUAGUGGCUGCUUCCCCACUGGUGCGUUUGGGCUUUAAUUUCUGUAUGCUUUGGUGGAAUUAAUUGUGGAUGUUUUGGGAACAUCCUAGAGAUCCUUUAAGUAGCUGGAUUGGAGCAUGGAGCCCAUCUCCCUGCCAGAACCAGGCAUUCCUGCAGGAAACAGCUCAUCUGGGGCACAGGAAAAAUUCCAUGUGCUGGUGGGAGUGACUGGAAGCGUGGCUGCCCUCAAGCUGCCCCUGCUGGUGGCAGAAUUGCUGAAAAUCCCUGCGCUCGAGGUGAAGGUGGUCACUACUGAGAGAGCAAAACAUUUUUACAAUGCCCAGGAGAUUCCUGUGAUCCUCUAUGGUGAUGAAGAGGAGUGGCAGCUGUGGAAGGGCCGCUCGGACCCCGUCCUGCACAUUGAGCUCCGGCGCUGGGCUGACCUCAUGGUGGUGGCACCUCUGGAUGCCAACACGCUGGCAAAGGUCGCCAAUGGCAUCUGUGACAACCUGCUGACCUGCGUGAUCCGCGCGUGGGACCUGAGCAAACCCCUGCUCUUCUGCCCAGCCAUGAACACGGCCAUGUGGGAGCAUCCCAUCACAGCUCGCCACGUGGAGCAGCUGAAGGCCUUUGGCUACAUGGAGAUCCCCUGUGUGGUGAAGAAACUGGUGUGUGGAGAUGAAGGCCGAGGUGCCAUGGCAGAAGUGUGGACCAUCGUGGAAAGAAUUAAAAGGAUCCUUGAAGAACGGGAUGUGCCAAGACAGAGCUGAUGUUUUGGCAUGUAAAUAGUGGGUUUGUGCCUUCCUGAUGGUUUGGAGAUAAAGCCAGCAGGAAGCUGGGCUCCUGCUACCCAUGGCAUGCAUACCUUUAGCUGCUCUCCAACAGAAGGAGCCAACGGUUGUCUUCCAGCUGGUGCCAAAUGUGAAAUGUGGUAUUCACCACAGACUUUCAAAAACCAGAGCCAAGAAUGUGCUGCUUUAGUGUGGAAAACCCUGUGGUAUUUUGGGAGUAACUGUUCUGAGGCUGCUCAGCCCCCAGUGCUUCACACCUGCUCUGUUCUGGGCAGGCUGCAGAAGGUGUUUGAGCUCCUGUGGUUCUAGGGAGGAAAAGGCCCUGCAAAUUCUGGUGCAGGGUAAUUGCAGCCCCUUCUAGCAAGUGUCUCCUGGACCAUUCCUGCUCUCCAAAGCUUGGUCCACAGCUGUGCUGGCUGCAUGUUCCUCCCAGCAGGAGUCACUGUCCAAACAGAUUUUCCCUCUGGGAACUUAAUAAAAAAGAGUUUUUAAUCCU
Molecule: messenger RNA, 1544 nt
Organism: Onychostruthus taczanowskii (white-rumped snowfinch)
Lineage: Eukaryota; Metazoa; Chordata; Aves; Passeriformes; Passeridae
Gene: PPCDC
Product: phosphopantothenoylcysteine decarboxylase
Exons: 7
Coding region: 395-1027 (210 amino acids)
Biological process (GO): coenzyme A biosynthetic process
Cellular component (GO): phosphopantothenoylcysteine decarboxylase complex
Molecular function (GO): FMN binding; phosphopantothenoylcysteine decarboxylase activity
Source: RefSeq, a predicted model, not a curated record